AUUUUGGGCUGCGACUGCGAACUAAAUUCAAUUCAGACACAGCACGGACCUUACUUUCGCGUCUGCAGCGAGCACAGCGAGAACCCCCUGAACACCUUCAGUGCGACGGCGACAAGGACAAGAAAGCGAAAACGAGGACAAAGGCCACCAUGGACUUUACCGAAUCAUACCAACACUCAAAUUUCUUGACUCUCUACUCUCCUAACGGGAAAUACCUCGCCUCAUAUCAUCUCGCCCAGGAAGGAUUCGUUCGACUGCAUCCUACAGCACCCAUCCAGCCUCAUGAGGAUGGCGGUCAAGGUGUGAUCGUCCUUCGCUUCGCGGCAACGAUGCAAAUCAUGCGUGUCAUCGAGAUCCGACACUUUCGCGAUUCCUUGCCCACUAUAAGCGAGAUCGGCUGGUCCCCUGAUUCAGCCUUGCUCCUGGCCGCCUGUCCUGUUACUGGCACCGUGCUUGUCUAUUCUGUCGAGGAAGAAGAAUUCAAGGCAACGAUUACGGUACCAGGGAUUGGUUUUACCAACACCUCUUCAAAUGAGUACAAUAAAACGAACGGCAGGAAAUCAAGGAGCGCCAGUGCCAGUGACACUAAGCAGAUGCGGGAACUCAAGGCUAUGGGAUACACGGCCCCAGGGGCCGAGAUCCUUCGCGGCGUACGAUUCAGCGCUGACUCGCGGCACAUCCUCAUCUGGGAAGACAAUCUCCUCCGCCUCAGUAUCUGGUCCCUCGAGUCCCCGACCGAUGCACCUAUACCCCACUCGGUUUCACUGGCUCAGCGCCAACAGCAGUACCAGCAGCAGCAGCACUCUCGGGUCUAUGUGAUCGAGAACCCGAAAGCCAUGUCGAAGUCCUCGAUCACGUCCUGCUCGGUCCCACCUUACAGCACACUUGGCACAACUGCGACCUCUGCAGCAGGAGCGAACUCACAGUACGCGUACAGUUUGCGUGGAGAUCUACAGUAUGCUGCCAUAGUAGAACGAAAUGGACGGGAGUGCAGAGAUUACAUCUCGAUCUAUGCGACCGAGAACUUUUGGACUCGACCACCCGUGCAUACGUUUGCGGUCGCAGGAGACCGUGAAGGAGGGAUCAAGGAUGUGGAGGGCAUUGUGUGUAGCCCAGAUGGGAGAUAUUUGGUUGUUUGGGAGAACCCGCUUCUAGAGUUCAAGAUUGCUAUUUACUCCAUGGAUGGGAGAUGUGUGGGUUCAUAUGAAGUACCAAUUGACGGCGAAAACUCGGGUAGGGGCACCUAUCAAGGAUUUAGCAAUGGAGGUGGCGGUAUGGGAGUCAAGUCUGUAUCAUGGCAUCCGGGAUCGAAACUGCUCGCUAUCGGGGGAUAUGAUGGGAAGAUCCGUUUAAUGAACCAUUUGACAUGGAAGUCGAUCCUCGAACUCACCCAUCCUGCACAUAUAAAAUACGGGCCAACUACAGUGCUCUGGCGCGAAUCCGAGUCAACAGUGGCCGUGUCGGGAUCUGUCCGCGUUCAAGGAGGCAUUGAAUAUACAAUUGCGGACCAGCCAGCAUGGAUACCGACGAUCCGUGUAGAUACUCAGAAGCCCAAUGCCAAGAUCGGAGUAGGUUGGUGUGAUUUCAAUUGCGAUGGCACGUUGCUUGCAUCGCGGAAUGACAACAUGCCAACUAUCCUGUGGAUCUGGUCCAUGAGCGAGCUGGAACCAAUCGUCAUCAUUCAGCAACAAUCGCCGAUCAAGAUCUGCCGAUGGGAUCCAGGCUCUCCCUUUAGAAUUGUCUGGUGUUGCGGCUCGGGCUACGUAUACAGCUGGCGGUCAUCGGUAGAAGUACAAGGAGGGAUCAUUGAAGCCAUCGAAGUUCCAGGAGAGUCAUUUGAGGUAUCCUCACUAAAAUGGUGUCCCGAUGGUAAAGGACUCCUGUUGCUGGAUAAAGACAUGUUUUGCCUUGGCUUCCCAAUUGAAGAGGAGGAGGAGCAUACGAUCCAUGAGAAUACUGCUUCGAUAUUUUCACGACUGAGAUGACAAGUCGAAUCAGAUAUCUGUACACUAGUAAUACAACUUUUUUCUUUUGCCCUUCCUUCCAUUAUUG
Messenger RNA from Gamsiella multidivaricata, 2052 nucleotides. RefSeq lists its product as uncharacterized. The record is from RefSeq and is a predicted model, not a curated record. Gene Ontology annotation, molecular function: protein binding. NCBI's taxonomy places the organism in Eukaryota, Fungi, Mortierellomycota, Mortierellomycetes, Mortierellales, Mortierellaceae. Gene Ontology annotation, cellular component: mitotic spindle; MWP complex; microtubule organizing center. The transcript is spliced from 4 exons. The coding region runs from base 150 to 1985 and encodes 611 amino acids. Gene Ontology annotation, biological process: protein localization to mitotic spindle pole body; microtubule anchoring at mitotic spindle pole body; mitotic sister chromatid segregation.